This is a messenger RNA of Punica granatum (pomegranate), 1119 nucleotides long. Lineage: Eukaryota; Viridiplantae; Streptophyta; Magnoliopsida; Myrtales; Lythraceae. The record is from RefSeq and is a predicted model, not a curated record.
GAGGAGGCGCACACAAAGAAUUAGAAAGAUCCUUCAUAGCUUGUCCAUCGUGUAAGAGGACAUCAUCAGCCGGCCAGGGACCGAGAUAAAGCGGAAGUUUAUUCUCGACCAGACAACAAAAGGAGAAGAUGAGAAUCGAGAUCGAAGUAGUGAGUAGCAGCUGCGCUGAGGCCCUUCCGUUGCUCUCGCUCAACCACGUCUCUCUGCUGUGCCGGUCCGUGUGUGAGUCCACACGCUUUUAUGAGGAAGUCCUCGGCUUCGUUCUCAUCAAACGCCCCUCUUCUUUUAACUUCAAUGGUGCCUGGUUAUACAACUACGGGAUCGGGAUACACUUGAUUGAGAACCCAUCCCUUGAUGAAAUUGAAACAAGCAAUGAGCCAAGGCCAAUUAAUCCCAAGGACAACCAUAUGUCAUUCCAAUGCACGGACGUUGGAUUAGUGAAGAAGAGGCUGGAGGAGAUGGGGAUGAGGUACGUGACAGCAGUGGUUGAGGAGGCAGGAAUUACGGUGGAUCAGGUGUUCUUCCACGACCCGGAUGGUUAUAUGAUCGAGAUCUGCAACUGCGACAACAUCCCGAUCCUCCCCCUCUCUGCUUGCCCUCUCAAGCCCCGAAUGUCGUCGCUGAUGGAGAGCAGUUUCAGUUACUAUGAGACCUCUAACAGGUGCAGGGACGACAUGAUGGAGACCGUGAUGAUGGAGAGCUUAAGCAUGGACAUCAUGAAUUUUUCCUUCUAAGUGAAAGCUCCAAGCGAGAGCACGAACAACCACGAAAAGAUUGCGGGGGAACAAUUUUCGCGUUAAGAGUUCCGUAUCCAAUAAAUAACUAGUCUGCAAGCCAGACUGUGGUUAGCUCGGGUUAUCCCGGAUUUAAAGUUGGACAGGGUAAAUUAUUUUAUACAGAGCUAGUGGCAUAUAUAUGUGGUCCGUCUAUCUACAUACAAUACCUCGAGCAAAAAAAGAAUAUAUAUAUAUAUAUAUAUAUCAAUUCGUGCAUGGUGGAGAGUUGUAUUUAUUUAUUUUACUGUUUGUAACUCCCUUCUUUUUUUCUUUUUGGCCAAUAUUAUGUCUUCUGUACUUCCAUAUAAUGUUUAAAUUACAUGAGUAUGAGGAUUCAUAUUGA